AACCACUGAUCGCGCGAACUUCAACAAAACAAGAUGGACGAUGCGUCUCUUCAAAAACUUGGUGUUUCUCCGGGAAAACUUAGUCCCAAGUUCAAGAAAGAUAUCACCGAGUACUCUGUUGUAGUUGGCAGCUGUGUAAAAAGUCUAAAAGUUAGCCCUCUAACAAGUGAUAGUAAUGCAUGUUAUUCAAUUUCAGAUUCAAAUGGCGGCAAAACAGUCGCAUUAGCCGAAGGAAAACUGAAUUGUAUAAAAAUCGAAGUGACUUCGGAAGAUGGUACAAAUAAGAUUUACAUUAUUAAUGCAACGCGUUUGUCAUCGAGUGAUGCAUCACUAUCUGGAAUUAUAUUAUCACAUGGAACGUUAUCACCACCGUUUGACGCAAAUUGUACCUCGUAUUCAACAAUUACCCCUUACCAUACCACAACUAUAGAAAUUUCACCCAACAGUCAUGAUAAGGAUGUAGUCAUUAAUAUCCGUGAUCAUGUUGAUGGUAAAACAGUCCAGUUAAAUUAUGGUGAAACAAAUGUGUUCAUUGAUGUUUCAUCACCUGAUAAAACUCAAUGCAAAACCUAUCACUUACGGAUUGAACGAAGAAAAAUCCCUUGGAACAUUUUAACAGUAGAUGAGGGUGCUAAUCUUAACUUAAAAUGCCCUAUUUGUCUGGUUCUACUUCACUGUCCAAAGUCAAUUGCUGAGACAUGUCCGAAGCAUGUAUUUUGUCAAAAAUGCAUAGUUGAGGUAACUAGGACCAAAAAACAAAAUCCUCUUAAUGGGUUGGAGUUAAAUGGUGCAUGGCUUGGCGAUGAGCCAGACUGUGAAGAAAAAUUGAAAGGUGUUAAAGUUUGUUGUGUGUAUGCUCAUUAUGGAUGCAAGGACAAAUUGAAUUUGAUUGACCUUGGAUGUCACAUGAUGCAAUGCAAUUAUAGAUUGUGUUUAAUUGACAAGACAGGUGAACUUGUUUGCUUUAAAGAUAAAGAAGAAAAGAUGAAGAGUACAACUUACUCCUGUCCUGAAUGUAAUUUGACAAUAAGAUCCAGUGAUGUAGAAAUUCACAGAACUUUCCUUUGCUGUGCCAAGCUGGAAGAUAGGAGCCUUCCACAAGUUACCACAAGGUUAUGGGAGAAAAAACUACAACUAGAGACAAGUGAUUCAGUGAAGGAAAUCAUUGAUAAAGCUGUGCAUGAAGAGAAAUUGUAUCUUCAAAGUAUAAAUUUAUUUGGUCAAAGACAACACAGUGACGUCACUGUACCAUCGCCAAUAAACCAUCUAAAACAUGCUUGUGAACACUAUGCCACUGCAGUUAAGCUUGAACCAAAAAAUUCAGAGUGGCAUUUUAAACUUGCGCAAAUUUUGGAAGAAAUGCACUAUGCUGAGCAUUACUAUGGUGUUAAGUUGGAGUCAGAAACUGCAAGUCCUGCGAUCGACUUUAACCAGCAAUCACGCGAUAGCAGUAAAGAGGAUGAUAUUCAGGCAAUCUGUGAGCAAAGAGGUUUUGGAAGAAACCCACCUCUUGCAAUGCAACUGAAAGCCAUUGACCAGGAGUAUCAUUAUCUCAUAGAAAGUCAACAAUCGGAGCGUUGUGAAUAUGUUCAGAAGUUAUAUGCAUGGAAAUCAAAACAAGCAACUCAGGAUGGUAAAUUUGCUCAACAUGCAUCUGACGAAGAAGGAACUUUAGGAAAAGCCUAUAUUAAGUAUUGUGAUGCGUCAUCGUUGGAUUCAGAUAACUAUCUUUAUCACUUUCAUGUCGGAAGGUUUCUAUUACUGCAAGACAAGAUAGAUGAAGGGCGCAAACGACUACAAAUUGCUGUAGGUUUAAAACCUACCAAUAUUCAAUCCAGAUUGUAUCUAGGCCUGGGGUUAAUGCUGCAAAGAGAUAGCAGAGGACUAGAAGGGAUAAAAUAUGUCCACGAAGGAUUGGAACAUUUACUGUACAAUUUAACAAAACAAGCAGAAUCUCCUUUUGACGUUAUCACAAACGAACUUUUUUCAACUGAUCUUAUAAAGAUCACAAACAUUCAAUGUCUACAAGCUUUUCUUAUGCUUGGAGAAAAGAUUGCGCAGUCGAAAGAUUCACUUCCCAGUCAUUUUUUUCAUCCAGAAGAAGUAUUUCGAACAGUUGCCUCCUUUGCUGUGGAAGCGUUAUGCUUAGUAAAAUACCAGGGUGAGUUGUAUCAUCAGAUCGAGCGUAUUCUCUUUAAGGCUCAUUCUGAUUUCAUACAAACGAUGGUAAAUCAAAAAGGAAGGAAUGAUACUAAAAUCGACGAUUCUUUGAUUGCCAACCACUGUGAUCGUUUAUCCUCGUUUUUGAAAGUUCUGUCUUCACCAACUGAUUACGUCAUGUCGAAAUUAAAUGAAAAGACUUGUCAACAGGCUCUCAUUCUUCGACCGCGUAACAGUCGAGCUCUUUACAUGCUUGGUGAUGUGUUGUUGUCUCUCUACGAUAAUGACGUGCACAGCAACAGUAACAACAACAACAACAACAAUGUAUUGUUGGCCGACGCAGAAAGAUGUUACCGUGCCAGCAUGGAGCUGGAAGGAAAGGGGAGUAGUGGAAAAGAAGUACCGUUAUUGAUUGAAGAACAGCAAUGGUGGAAAGAUAGACAGCGGUCUUCGAAAGAUAAAGAAAUAGAAACAAAGAAAGGUGUUACAAAAGAAAGUAAAAGAGUCUCUCCUACAAAACGAAUGACAGACAAACAACGUGCUAAUAAAGUUUCAUCAGUAAAGCCUUCAACAACGACCACAGCAACAAAAGCUCGACCUGUACAACAGCCUUCUACUAAAUCGAAGAUGUCAAGUAAAGCGAACUUGAAAACACCAAAACCAUCCACCACAAAACAGCAUGCAUCGUCUUCAUCGAAAUCCACCUCAGGGAGUCGAACUGCUUGCCGCACAUGUAGUCAUUCAAGGGUAGAGAGUGGUUCUGACUCUCUCACAUCAUCCCCGCCUCCUAAAACGUCACAUGUCACUUCUCCUGAGGCAUUCACGGGUCCAACUAAUCCCAAGUCGUAUCACCCUCGACUCGGGUUGGCACGUGUCCUAAAGAGGCAAGGCUCGGAUCUUGACGCUGCCCGAAGACUUUACGAAGAAUGCAUUGUGAUGACACCUAGCCUUCAUGACGUUUAUAUUGAACUCGGAGAAAUUCUGACUAAAACGGAUCCUGCUGGAGCAGUUGACGUUUAUUCGAAAUAUCCGUUUCCCGAGACACUAAGCUAUGAUGACGCAUACCUUCAUGGUGAAAUUACUCGAUUGCUCAUGAAAGAAGAGGCUUACGACGAUUCACGACUUGUUACGAGUAUGAUUGCUUUAGGAAAAGUUAUGGGUUUUUCUGUUUUAGAAAAAUACGUGGCUAUUCUUGACGGUAAGAUAAAGUACAGUAAGUUAUUGAUGCGAAUUUAUGCUGAGGUAAAUGGAAAGAGCGUGAAUGAUCCUGACUUACAAGGGUUUUUUAAAUUGAAAUGCUGGGUUUGAAAUUAUACAAUUGUAAAAAAACGUUUUCUUGGAGAGUUUAGUCGAUAAAUUAUCGUCUAUAAACAACGGUCAAGUGAUGUGAAAUACAUGAAACAUUUAUCACCCACUA
This is a messenger RNA of Xenia sp. Carnegie-2017, 3577 nucleotides long. RefSeq lists its product as uncharacterized. Gene Ontology annotation, biological process: protein polyubiquitination; ubiquitin-dependent protein catabolic process. Bases 34 to 3468 code for a protein of 1144 amino acids. The transcript is spliced from 10 exons. The record is from RefSeq and is a predicted model, not a curated record. Gene Ontology annotation, molecular function: protein binding; ubiquitin protein ligase activity. NCBI's taxonomy places the organism in Eukaryota, Metazoa, Cnidaria, Anthozoa, Malacalcyonacea, Xeniidae.